This is a messenger RNA of Myotis lucifugus (little brown bat), 608 nucleotides long. It is a transcript of the gene PSMA8, whose product is annotated as proteasome subunit alpha 8. The transcript has 6 exons. Bases 3 to 608 code for a protein of 201 amino acids. Lineage: Eukaryota; Metazoa; Chordata; Mammalia; Chiroptera; Vespertilionidae. Gene Ontology annotation, cellular component: proteasome core complex; proteasome core complex, alpha-subunit complex; nucleus. Gene Ontology annotation, biological process: ubiquitin-dependent protein catabolic process. The record is from RefSeq and is a predicted model, not a curated record.
CGAUGGCGUCGCGGUACGACCGGGCCAUCACCGUCUUCUCCCCCGACGGGCACCUGUUCCAGGUGGAGUACGCGCAGGAGGCGGUGAAGAAGGGCUCCACGGCGGUUGGAAUUCGUGGUACCAAUAUCGUUGUACUUGGGGUAGAGAAGAAAUCAGUCGCCAAGCUUCAGGAUGAGCGGACUGUGAGGAAGAUCUGUGCCCUGGAUGACCACGUCUGCAUGGCCUUUGCAGGACUGACUGCUGAUGCUCGAGUGGUAAUAACCAGAGCCCGUGUGGAGUGCCAGAGCCAUAAGCUUACCGUUGAGGACCCAGUCACUGUCGAGUAUAUAACUCGCUUCAUAGCAUCCUUAAAACAGAAAUACACUCAGAGCAAUGGACGAAGACCUUUUGGCAUUUCUGCCCUAAUUGUAGGCUUCGAUGAUGAUGGUAUCCCAAGACUGUACCAGACCGAUCCCUCUGGUACUUACCAUGCUUGGAAGGCAAAUGCAAUAGGCCGAAGUGCUAAAACUGUCCGAGAAUUUCUAGAAAAGAAUUACACAGAAGACGCCAUAGCUAAUGACAGUGAAGCUAUCAAACUAGCAAUAAGAGCUUUGCUAGAAGUGCCUUGA